This is a messenger RNA of Chenopodium quinoa (quinoa), 1464 nucleotides long. RefSeq names its product F-box/LRR-repeat protein 13-like. The coding region runs from base 1 to 1464 and encodes 487 amino acids. NCBI's taxonomy places the organism in Eukaryota, Viridiplantae, Streptophyta, Magnoliopsida, Caryophyllales, Amaranthaceae. The transcript has a single exon. Gene Ontology annotation, molecular function: protein binding. The record is from RefSeq and is a predicted model, not a curated record.
AUGGAAAACAGCGUCAACAAUGGCAAGAAGAGAAGAUUGUAUCCAUGUGACCAGGAGGAUACCACUAACAACGGCAGCAGCCUCGGCGGCGGCCAAGUAGACAGAUUAAGCUCUCUCCCAAACUUCCUUUUGGGCAACAUUCUCUCUCGCCUUCCCCUUUAUUUGGCUGCUACCACUUCCAUCUUAUCUCGUCGAUGGCGCGGUCUCUGGUCCCGAUUUGCCACUCGUCUCAUCCUCCGCUACUGUCAGUUCUCACGGGGAUUCUUUACUCCAUACUCUGGUGGUCGUCACAAAUUCCUAACCAUUGUUGAUCACAUUCUCCGGCAAAUUACCUCCCCUGAAAUCACCAACUUCCAACUUCAAUUGUACUGUGAUGAUGAUGAUAGGGAAUUCUGCUCUUCGCUUUUGCAGUCCUGGUUUCGACAGGUUUGCAGCCAAAAUGCCAAAAAAAUCGAGGUGAAAGUGGAAUUUGAUUCUAAUCUAUCUUUAAUCCCACUUCCCAUUUGCAUAUUUGAUUGUCAUUCUCUAAUCAAACUUGAGUUUCGUGGAAAUUUUCGUUUUAAUUUGCCUGUAAAUCGAAUUAUUACUCUUCCCAAUUUGAAGAAGCUUGAAAUUUAUCUUCCUAUUCUGAAUACUACAUUCAUAAGAACAAUCAUCACAUUGCUUAAAUCCUGCCCAAUUUUGGAAAAAUUAACUUUGAUAUUAAAUUGGCCAUAUGAUGAAUUUGUCAUGGACAUAUGUGCUCCUAAUUUGAAGUGCUUUAAGGCAAGUAUGUCUGGAACAUCGCGGCGUAGCAGGUUUAUGAUCGAUGCACCUAGGCUGAAAGACAUUGUAAUUGGCAGUAGUUUGGCCUGUUACAACUUUGUGAAUCAUCCAGGUAGAUUACAAAAGGUAAACAUCAGCUUUCGGCAUUCUACCAGUAAAGGCAAAAUCGAUUCUGUGAGUGUUUUAUCAGACUUUAUUCAAGGAAUUUCUAGCAUAAGCUCCCUUGAGUUGUAUGAUGAUCUUACUAUAUUCAACUGCUUUCGGUAUAUGAGUGCUAAAGUGAGGCCGGUUUUUCACAAUCUGACACGCCUCAUCUUGACAAAAUAUACAAAGGAGAUUGAGAAUGAGAGUGUUCUAAUACCGGUUUGUUUGUUGAGGAAGCUCAAGUAUAUUGAAAUUUCGGAACUUACAGGGGAUGAGAGUGAUGUAAGGUUCGUUAAGUACAUUUCGAACAAUGCAAAUGUGUUGGAGCAACUUCAUGUAAUGGUUGAUAACCUCGACAAUUUCGAAGAUGAUGAUGGAGAAAAGGAUCAACUAUGGAGGGAGUAUAUGUUCUGUAGAACAUUGUUUAAUCUUUCAAUGAGAUCAUCAGCUUGUGAGAUCGAGUUUGAAGGUCACUAUAUAAUCAAAGCAACGACUCCUAAUUUAGAUGUUGGACCUAGUAUAGUUAAUUAUUUUGGCCGCCAAUUGUCUGAAUGA